Messenger RNA from Erigeron canadensis, 3270 nucleotides. Its product is annotated as TMV resistance protein N-like. Bases 1 to 3270 code for a protein of 1089 amino acids. The transcript has 6 exons. The record is from RefSeq and is a predicted model, not a curated record. Gene Ontology annotation, molecular function: ADP binding. Gene Ontology annotation, biological process: defense response; signal transduction. Lineage: Eukaryota; Viridiplantae; Streptophyta; Magnoliopsida; Asterales; Asteraceae.
AUGACAGAAGUUACGACCGGUGCUCUCGUUGUUACGGCCGUUGUGGCUAUACUUUCAACAAUAUUUUUGAUCGUUGUGAUCGUGCUUUCACGCAGCUCACGAGUCGCUAGUAGACCGCUUCCAAACACAUCAACUAUGAUGACAUCUUCGUCGUCUAGGACGACGUCAUGGAAAUAUGAUGUGUUUCUUAGUUUUAGAGGAGAAGAUACCCGCAAGACUUUUGUAGACCAUCUCUACAAUGCACUUGUACAACAAACAGUUUGUACCUAUAAAGACAAUGAAAAACUUUCUAGGGGUGAUACCAUUGGUCCGUCUCUCUUGAGGGCUAUUCAAGAAUCGCAAAUUGCACUUAUCGUAUUCUCUAAAAACUAUGCCGAAUCUUCUUGGUGUUUGGACGAACUUGCAUACAUUAUGAAAUGCAAGGAGGAGAGAGGCCAAAUCGUUAUUCCCAUAUUUUAUGGUGUGGAUCCCUCUUAUUUAAGAAAGCAGAAUGGGCAAAUUGGCAAAGCUUUUUCCAAACAUAGGAAGUCAGCUAGAUUUGAAACAUGGAGAAAAGCACUAAAUGAUGCAAGUAACAUUGCUGGAUGGGAAACCAAGCACAUUGCCAAUGGGCAUGAAGCAGUAGGCAUCAAAAUAAUUGUCGGUACCGUUCUAGAUAAAUUGUUAUAUGUGAAUUCAGAUGUUGAUGAAAACCUUGUUGGAAUGGGGCCUCGAUUUAAAUACUUUGAGUCACAAUUGCAAAUUGGGUCACAUGGUGUGCGAAUGAUUGGGAUAUGGGGAGUUGGGGGUGGUGGUAAGACGACACUUGCCUUUUCUGUUUAUAUGAAAAUUAGGGAUAAUUAUCAAGGUCAUUGCUUUAUUGGAAAUGUUUGCGAAGAAUCAGGGAAACAUGGCUUACAAAAACAACAAGAAAAAGUUCUAUCAGAAGUUUUGAAAACAAAAGUGUUGGUGGGGAGCGUUCAUGAAGGAAGAUACAAGAUUCAGAGUAUGUUAUGUCGUAGGAAAGUGUUGAUUGUUCUUGACGAUGUUGAUGACCUUGAGCAAUUGGAGGCAUUAGUAGGAUCACAUGAUUGGUUUGGCGGGGGGAGUAGGAUAAUAAUCACAACUAGAGAUGAGCAUUUACUAACAACUCACAGGGUAGACGAGGUGUGCCCUGUGAGUUUAUUAUCAGAUGAUGAGGCUAUUCGGCUCUUCAAAAGACAUGCAUAUAAGGAGAACAACCCCGUAGAAGAUUAUGACAAUCUUUCUUUUAGGGUGAUUUCUUAUGUUAAUGGGCUCCCGUUAGCACUUAAAAUAUUGGGGUCUUUUCUUUAUGACAAAGACAAGAAUGAGUGGAUCAGUUGCUUGGAUAAGUUGAGAGAAAUACCAAACCGUAAGGUCACAGAUCAACUUAAAAUAAGUUACGAUGGACUUGAGCAUGAUGAGAAACAGAUAUUCUUAGAUAUUGCAUGUUUCUUUAGGAGGUGCCAAACAGAAAAGGCGAUGAGGAUACUUGAUGCUUGCGGGUUUCACCCUCACAUAGGGACAAAAGUGUUGAUGCAAAAAGCUCUCAUAACAAUUUCCUCAGAAGGUUUUUUUGAUAUGCACGAUCUGGUUCAAGAAAUGGGCCAACACAUUGUUAGAGGGGAAUAUCCCAACAAUCCUGAAAAACAUAGCAGGGUUUGGCGAUCUGAAGAAAUUGAAGACAUUUGUUCAAGGAAUGCAACAAUGGAAAAUAACAUGAUUGAAGCCAUCCAAUAUGCUAAAAAUGAUCCUCCAUCAAAAAACUUCACCACCCUUGUUUCCAACUUGAAGAUACUAAGAUUCCUUGAAGUGAUUACUUGGCAUGAGGACAGCUAUGAUGAAGGGCCUACCUUUAUUUCAAAUGAAAUGAGGUAUAUGGAUUGGUAUGGGUAUCCAGCAAGUCUGCUUCCUGAAACUUUUGAACCAAGGAAGCUUCUUGUUCUAGGUUUAGAUUCCACCUUGCAGAUAGAACUUUGGAAGGGUCAAAAGCAUCUACCGUGUUUGAAAGAGCUCAUUCUCUCAUAUGCGAAAUCACUAGUAAAGACACCUGAUUUUUCUGGACUCCCAUGUCUUCAAAAGUUGAUACUCCUUAAUUGUGACCGUCUAGAAGAGAUUGAUGCAUCACUUGGAAACCAUACAAGUGUUGUUAACAUAUAUGUAGGUCAUUGUGAGAAGCUUAUAAGGUUUCCAACAAUUGUUCGGAUGAAAAAACUGGAGAUUUUCGAAGUUACAAAUUGCAAUGCACUUCUUGAGUUUCCAAAGAUAGAAGCAAACAUGGAUAGCUUGGUGAACUUGCAUUUAGAAAAUGUUAGAAUAGAAGUUCUCCCAUCAUCAGUCGGAACAUAUUGUACCAAUCUUAUUUCGCUAAUGUUGAAAGAUUGUUCAAAGCUAAAGAGCAUAGACAGCAAGUUGCAUGCCUUAAAGCAUCUGAAACAGUUUAAAUUAACUGGUGUUACACAACUUGAGAAGUAUCCAAAAGAUCUGUUCGAUGAAAAUUGUUUUCUAGAGGAGCUACUUUUCGACCUGAAGUACUCUUCAGGAAUGAAUAAUCUACGACCCAAUCCUCCUAAAUUGCCACGUUUGUUAAAAAAGUUGAAUCUCAGUGGAUUCAAACUGAAAGAUGGUGAAGUACCCUGUGAGAUCAGUGAAUUAUCCAACUUACAAGAGCUAUAUCUAUGUGGCAAUCAUUUUUCACGACUGGAUUUCAGCCUCUCACAGCUUACUCGGCUUAAACUCCUCAACCUGAGUCGUUGCCACAACCUUGUUGAAUUGCCCAUGCUUCCAUCAAAUAUAGUUAUUCUUCAAGCAGACUAUUGCUACUCACUUGAAGCCAUCGGAUAUGAUAUAUACUCAAACAGUAAAUGGUUAUCUCAAGUCUCAAUUACUAAAUCAGACGGGGAAGGGUGCGGAAGCUUAGUUGGUGGUGUCAAACUACUAGAAUCAAUGCUUCAGGGAAAGAAUAUUCAAAAUCAUCACUGUAUGAGCCUCAAUCUACAAGGCUUGGAGAUUCCUAAGGCGUUUGAGCCUCGUUUGGUUAGAGGGAAUAGAUUUAGAUUGAAACUUGCAGAGAAUUGGUACAAUGAAUAUACUGGAUUCCUAUUCUGCGCUGUUUUGAAGGAAUACAACCGGAACCGGAUUGGUCCUGUAAAGAUAACAAUGAGGCAGGAGGUGGUGCACAUAAGAAUGUGGGAUUCUCAAGUGUUUUGGGAGCAGGAGAGUGUUAAUGAUGAUAAGUUACACACAUGGGUUGGUCGACUUUUCCAUUGA